CCCACACGACACGAGCAAGCAAACACGCAGUACUAGCACUAGCACAAUAUAUACAGUGUAUAUAUAAAUGCGGCCACUUAUUGCGCCCGUCUUCUUCGCGUUUCUCCCCCCAGUCUCUUUUACUCCCCCCUUCUCCUUCCCCAAGCCUUCUCCUUCCCCAAGCCCAGAAGAAGCAGCAGAGGCCAAGAAAUGGGCGACCGGGCGUACGCGCCGGCCUCCAAGCCUGUCCCUGUGGCGGCGCCGCGGUCCGCCAACGGCACGGCGAACGGCGGCGGCGUAGGGCCACCUCGGCCUCCGCCCAUGGUGCCCGGCCGCGUCCCGCCCCCGCCGAUGUACCGGCCGAAGCCGAUGCAACAGCCACCGCGCCGCCGGAGGAGCGGGCGCGGGUGGUGCUGCGCGUGUUGCCUGUGGCUGACGCUGGUGUUGGUGGGGCUGGUGUUCCUUGGAGCAAUCGCGUUGGGGGUGUUCUACGUGAUUUACCACCCGGAGCUUCCGACCUUCGCCGUGACGUCGCUCCGUCUGGCGGCGCUGAACGUCUCGGACUCCGACUCCGUCACCUCCCGCAUCGAGUUCACGGUGACCGCGCGCAACCCCAACGAGAAGAUCGCGUUCGUGUACGGCGACAUCGGGGCUGCCUUCGCGGCCGACGGCACGGACAUCGGGGACGGCACCGUGCCGGGUUUCGUCCAUCCAAGUCGCAACACGACGGUCAUCAAGGGGGCGGCUUCGGCGGCCGCCGCGACGGUGGACCCUGUGCAGGCGGCCAGUCUCAGAUCCAAGAAGUCUCACGCGAUGUCAGUGGAGAUGGACUCCAAGGUGGGGUUCCAGAUCGGGAAGUUCAAGUCGAAGCGCAUCAACGUCCGUGUGCUGUGCAGCGGCUUCAGCGCGGGGCUGGCCAAGCCGGCGCCCUCCCCGGCGCCGAUCAUCGUGGCCGCGGCGCCUGCACCCACCCGGUCUAAGAUCAGGCUGUCGUCGUCUUCCUCCGGAGGCGGCGGGGCGGCGACGACGGACGCAAAGUGUAAGCUGCGCGUCAAGAUCUGGAUUUGGACGUUUUGAUGCAUUUGUGGGUAGGGAGAGGAGGGAUUUUUCUUGGUUUGGUUUAACCUUUUUCACACUGUAUGUGGAUUUAUUGGAGUAUAGUUUAUAUGAUUCUAUCUUCCUCC
Molecule: messenger RNA, 1163 nt
Organism: Hordeum vulgare subsp. vulgare (domesticated barley)
Lineage: Eukaryota; Viridiplantae; Streptophyta; Magnoliopsida; Poales; Poaceae
Product: NDR1/HIN1-like protein 13
Exons: 1
Coding region: 190-1056 (288 amino acids)
Cellular component (GO): plasma membrane
Source: RefSeq, a predicted model, not a curated record